AUGAAUAAUAUUGAACAAGCAAUAAAUGAAGCUAGAAAAGCAAUUUCUGAAAAUAAUUCCAGAAAGGCAUUAAAACUUUUAAAACCAUACAAAAAAUCAUUAACGGCUGAAAAUUCGUCCAAUUUACCAUUAUUACAGAUUUUUGCUGAUUCAUAUUUAGAGAAUGGUCAGUUGGAUAAGGCUUACCCACUUUUGGUAAAAAGUUGUGAACUUGAUUCAAAAGGGACCAUUGGCGGAUGUGAUAAAUUUUUCACCUUAGGACAAAUUAUAGGUGGUCAAGAUGGGAUCUCUAUCCUAAGUCAAGGUAUCGAAAACAUUUCACAAACACAUAAUGGAGAAAACAUUAAUCAAGAUCAGGUUGAUAAGAUUGUUAAUGGUCUGUUGACGAUGAUUGAGAUCUGGAUGACUGAUCUUUGUAUGGAACCAAAUGCAGAAUCUCAAUGUGAGGAAUUGAUUACUAAAGCAAUGGAGAUCUCUGAAAAUAAAUCACCAGAAGCAUGGUCCACACUUGGUUCUAUUAGAAUAUCUCAACAAAGGUUUAGUGAUGCAAGCAAAGCUUUCACUCAAGCCUGGAAAUAUUUUGAAAUUAAAAAGAAGUCAAUCGCUGAAGAUAUUAUGAAUAAUAAUAGCAAUAGUGGGAGUGCUAGUAAUAAUGCAUCACAUGAAGAUUAUGUAAAUCUUUUACAACCUUUAAUAUCGCUGGCUAAAAUGUGUAUGGAGGUUGGUUUAUACGAGAUUGCAUUAAAAGUGGAAGCCUUAGUUAAGGAAAUAGAUGAAGACAAUUUGGAAGCAUAUUAUUUAGAAGGUUUCACAAACUAUUUAAUUUGUAAAUUGGAGACUUUUAAAAAGAGUAAUCCAAAUAUUUCGUUAAUUCCAGAAACUAUUUAUGAAUUCAAUUCACAUAUACAGGAGGUACCAAUAGAUCUAAACGAUCAAGAUGUUUUAGACAAUAUAAAUGAAUCUAGAAUUGCAUUAAGCUUUGCAUCUAAAUUAGGGGAAAAUGUCGAUCCAUCAGAUGACAUAUCAAAAGAAUUAAUUGAUGGAACUCAUGCAUUAUUACAGGAAUUGGGUGGGCCUAUACCUGAUUCUGAGUUGCAAAAACUAAGAAAGGGCGAGUUUUUAGAAGAAGUUGAAGAUGAUGUUGAUUUUGAUGAAUUAUCAGAUGAUAAUGAAGAUAUAUAA
Molecule: messenger RNA, 1182 nt
Organism: Arxiozyma heterogenica
Lineage: Eukaryota; Fungi; Ascomycota; Saccharomycetes; Saccharomycetales; Saccharomycetaceae
Gene: ACL4
Product: Acl4p
Exons: 1
Coding region: 1-1182 (393 amino acids)
Biological process (GO): protein insertion into mitochondrial inner membrane; protein import into mitochondrial matrix
Cellular component (GO): mitochondrial outer membrane
Molecular function (GO): transmembrane protein transporter activity; protein binding
Source: RefSeq, a predicted model, not a curated record